Molecule: messenger RNA, 1365 nt
Organism: Amblyraja radiata (thorny skate)
Lineage: Eukaryota; Metazoa; Chordata; Chondrichthyes; Rajiformes; Rajidae
Gene: fbxo2
Product: F-box protein 2
Exons: 6
Coding region: 112-855 (247 amino acids)
Biological process (GO): SCF-dependent proteasomal ubiquitin-dependent protein catabolic process; glycoprotein catabolic process; ERAD pathway
Cellular component (GO): SCF ubiquitin ligase complex; cytoplasm
Molecular function (GO): ubiquitin protein ligase activity; protein binding
Source: RefSeq, a predicted model, not a curated record
AACAGAGCGUGUGAUGUGGAGUGAUCUCCCGCACAAGCAGAGUUAACAGCAAGGAAGUGUUUGUUUCUUUCAACCAGCUGUGGUGUAUUGGGAGGGAAGCCAUUUUGAAAGAUGGCUGCCAUAGAUGCCUUACCUGAACAGCUGCUGCUCAAAAUCCUGUCCUAUGUCCCUCCGAAAGAGUUGGUUUUCAUCUGUAGACUCGUCUGCCCCCAGUGGAAGGAGCUUGUGGAUGAACUAAACCCGCAGUCUUGCGAUGAAGGCUUUCCGAAGGACACUCACACUAUAAGAGCAGAAGACUGGGAUGCAUUUUAUUUUUGCACGUCUGCGAAAAACAAUCUAAUCAAGAAUCCAUGUGGUGAAGAGGAAUUCAACUUCUGGGAACUUACAGAUAAUGAUGGGAAUGGUUGGAAAGUGGAAGAUCUUCCUGGUGACAGUGGAAAACCCUUCCCUGAUCAAAGCAUCCAAAAAUAUUUUGUUACAUCUUUUGAAUGGUGUCGAAAAACUCAACUAAUCAAUCUGCUCUCAGAAGGAUUUGACACUGAGAUACUGGACAGUCUUCAACCUGCCAUCAAUGUUAAGGACUGGUAUGCAGGGAGGCACGACUCUGGGUUUUUCUAUGAUCUACAUGUCGAACUUCUGUCUGAAGACAUGAGUGUACUCCAAGAAUACAAGUCUGAUGAGAUUCAGGUCCCACAGUGGAGUGAUGCAGAAUGGAAAGAGGUAUCCAACACUUUCACCAGCUAUGGGCCUGGUAUCCGCUACGUGAAGUUUACACAUGGAGGAAAGGACUCUCAGUUUUGGGGAGGAUGGUAUGGAGCCAGAAUCACCAACAGCACCGUCACUGUGGAGCAAUAACCCGGCUCCAAGCCGUUCACCCGAUGCUUUCGCUGCCAACUUUACGCCAUUUUUAUUUCUACUGACACGCCUGCAUUUCCCCAGCAGAUCUCAGCAGUUUGUGUCGCUGAACACAGACGAAUGUGAGGCGUGAGGGUGCGGGGGGAAGAUGCUGUUUAUUUUAUUGAUGCUGGUCAAGCCAAAAGAUACCCGCUGUGGUGGGCACUUACUCGAGGAAUUAUAAUGUCAGGAUCUAAGUUGGACACUGUGCCCUCUGCCAUCCGGUUUCACUAACGAAAGAGAGCGUAGUGUCCUGUCUCAUGCCAAUGGAAAAUGGAUUUUGUGGCAAAUUUCAUCUUAACCUGACCAAAGAUUUCACAUUCAACUCCACACGAUCUUGCUGUAUCGAUAUUCAGAGUACUGAACGUACUGACAAAUCAGGGAGAUAUUAUUCUGCAGCUUUAAGUCUGAACCAAUCCAUACUUCUCACAUACUUUGAUUUGAUUUGAUUCAACUUUAUUGUCAUUGCAC